This is a messenger RNA of Melanotaenia boesemani (Boeseman's rainbowfish), 1598 nucleotides long. RefSeq names its product nuclear factor 7, brain-like. Lineage: Eukaryota; Metazoa; Chordata; Actinopteri; Atheriniformes; Melanotaeniidae. The record is from RefSeq and is a predicted model, not a curated record. The annotation marks the transcript as partial. Gene Ontology annotation, molecular function: protein binding. The transcript has a single exon.
UGUCCUGUAUGUGAGUUUUCUCUCCACCAGCAUCACAAAGUGGUUCCUAUAGAACAAGCAGUCAGUGGCCUGAAGGAGCAGCUGAAAUCUGACUUAAAGUCGCUGCAGGACAAGAGGAACACAUACAAGCAAGUGGAGGAAACAUACAAUGAUGUGAUUCAACACACCAAGAAGCAGCUCUUGUCCACAGAGAAGCAGAUCAGAGCAGAGUUCAACAAGCUGCAGCAGUUCCUGAAAGAGGAAGAGGAGUCCAGACUGGCAGCUCUGAGGGAGGAAGAGGAGCAGAAGAGGAAGACUAUCAGCAGAGAGAUGGAGAAGAUUAAGGAUCACAUCUCCUCUCUGUCAGACAGUAUCUGUGCUGUUGAAGAAGACCUGCAGAAAGACAGCGUGCCAUUCCUCAGCAGCUAUACAGCCACUCAGAGCAGAAGCAGAACCCAGUGCUCUCUGUCAGAUCCACAGCUGGUCUCAGGAGCCCUGAUAGAUGUGGCCAAACACCUGGGCAACCUGUCCUUCAGAGUCUGGGAGAAGAUGAAGGAGAAGGUCCACUUCAAUCCUGUCAUUCUGGACCCAAACACUGCAAACCCGUGGCUCUAUCUGUCUGAUGAUCUGACCAGUGUGAAGGAUGGAGACACAAAGCAGCAGCUUCCUGAUAAUCUAGAAAGAAACACAAAGUACUGUGUUGUUUUUGGCUCUGAGGGCUUCAGCUCAGGGAAACACAGCUGGGAGGUGGAGGUGGGAGAUCAUCCUGACUGGGACAUUGGUUUGGUUAAAGAGUCUGUUGACAUGAAGGGAGAGUUAGAAGCAUUACCAGAAAAUGCAUUCUGGUGUUUGUGGCACCGUGAUGGAAAAUACGCUGAUGUUGAUGGUGAGCAUGUCAUGAUGAAGAAGAGUCUCCAGAGGAUCAGAGUCCAGCUGGACUAUGACAAGGGGGAGGUGUCCUUCUACAACCCUGAAGACAUGACUCACAUCUGCACUCACAGAGACACUUUCACUGAGAAACUCUUCCCUUAUUUCUAUGUUGGAGAAGCUGCUGAUGCCAAAACUUCUGUUAUCUACAUCUGUAAAAUUUAAAAUCUGUUGAGUUCUUAGUGAUUUUUUUACAGUCUGUUUCAAGUAGAAUUAGUUUAUAAAGUCAACGUGAACAAAGACGUCGACACUGCCUGGUGAGCAUAACAUAAAAGUCAGCACCUGUUUUUAUCCAAACAAAUCAUUAAGAUCCUCCUGAUGACAAAUUACUGGUGAUUAAUUUGUUUCAGCUGACAGGUUUCUCAUUCCUUAAACGUCCAUGUUAGACUUCAUCCUGUUGUGAAAACGAUGUUACUCCGUUUCAGAGCUGUUUUUCUUCUUUAAUAUAUUCAGUUUGUCUCUUAAGCACAACAAAGCUAAAUUACUCAUAUAGUUAAAAUGAAAAUAAAUUUAAAGAUGUUUGAGAAAUAAAACUACUUAAUGUGAACUAAAUUAUCUACAGAAAAGUCUAAUUUGAUCAUCUUCACUUUGAAAUGGAUGAUUUAUGUAAAUAGAUAUUUCUUCACUGAAAUCUUGACUUGUUUUUAUUAAUAAACAUGAUAAAACUGAUGGUUCUGUUUGAUGUGUGGGAA